Colletotrichum orchidophilum is the source of this 2358-nucleotide messenger RNA. RefSeq lists its product as uncharacterized. The transcript is spliced from 2 exons. NCBI's taxonomy places the organism in Eukaryota, Fungi, Ascomycota, Sordariomycetes, Glomerellales, Glomerellaceae. The record is from RefSeq and is a predicted model, not a curated record. Bases 1 to 2358 code for a protein of 785 amino acids.
AUGGAUCUCGAACAGUCUCAAGAAUCAGAAUCCCCCGAUAAUGCAAACUUUUGCAAAGGGUGCUCGGUUGUUGUGUUCGAUGACAGCGCCGAUGAGUUUUACGAAGACACGAACUGGAACAAUGAGCCAACCCUGCGACAUUCGCGAGAGGGAGACAAGAUCUUUUACUUGGAACCCGUGCGCUACUGGAAAGAUACACUGCCAGACUUGCCCCGAAUGGCUGAAUCCUCCAGGGCUGGGUGCCGGAUGUGUGGUUUCAUUCGGGAAGCGCUUGUCCAGCGAGACAUAAGCUACGAGGGUCAGAUUUAUGUCCGCGGGGGAUACCUCUAUGGCGAAAAAGUAGAUCUCAGAGAAGUUUCCGACAUGGAUACCAGCUUGGCUUUCUGGAGGUGCGAGGUUUAUGCAGUUGAGAGAGGGACCGUGGUUGCAGUUCUCAAUUUUGACAUUGAGACUAGCAACGAUGACUUGCUCCAAUGGCUGAGGUUGGACAUGAAGCGCGCCCCAGAGCCUUUGGACCCGGAAAAUAUUGAAUGGCUCAAGUCAGAGCUCCGGAGCUGCGAGGAUCAAUGCAGUCACCCAAAACCAGCAUCGCCGUUCUUACCUACCAGGCUGAUUGAUAUCGGUCAGAGCGAGGAGGAUGUUCCUCGACUCGUCGUCAUUGAAGACAUGCUCAACUCACACAUAGGAACUAUUAAUGAUGUGGAGUAUGCGGCACUGAGCUACUGCUGGGGAACCGAAGAAGACGCUCUACAGCAGGUCAAAACCACAAAAGACAUAAUGUCAACCUAUUGCCAAGGGAUGCCGCUUAGCUCCUUGAGCCCUGUCGUGCGGGACACUGUUAAAGUCUGCAGGGCCUUCGAUAUUCGAUACCUCUGGGUUGACGCUCUUUGUAUUAUUCAAGGAGAUAAGGCAGAUUGGUAUCGCGAGAGUCAGAUGAUGGGGCAGGUCUAUUACUCUUGCUCUAUGGCUAUCUGCCCCAUUUCUUCGCGGUCUUGUCUCGAAGGCUUUCUUGGAGCACGGUCCCAAGGUCUCCACGUCAAUUUCCAAUCAUCGCGCCACAAGCAUAUCAGGGGCACCUACACCAUCGUUCUCUCCUCUACCGACGUUGACGAAAAAAGAAUGCGUAGAAGUCAUCCAAACCCAUCACUGCAUGUGGACCUCGCCCGCUCCCAAUGGAAUCAGAGGGGCUGGACUUUCCAAGAGCGGAUGCUUUCGCCUCGCUUGAUCAUUUUCGGGUCUUCCAUGAGCCAUUUUGUCUGCGAAAAGAGAACAAAAUGUGAGACCGGGUAUUCAACCUCUUUCACAAUGUGGGGCAAGCUGCGAUCCACACUAGACGAAGCCUUCGGAGCGGGGUUUGACGGGAUGGAAUGCUCGGCAAAAAGCAUGCACGAGAUGUACUCCCAGUGGACCUCUGUGAAAACCGUCCAUUCCAAGAUUUGGACAUAUCGUGAGGACAUCUUUGCCGGGAUUUCUGGUCUCGCCCAGGGAUUCGCAGCGAUUACCGGCGACACAUAUCUUGCAGGCUUAUGGAAAAAUGAUUUACAUCAUCAGCUGCUUUGGUAUAUUUUCAGGCCGUUGUCCGACGAUCUGGCCUCACUAGUGAACAGCAUGCACCACGCAGACCCGUACAUCGCGCCCUCAUGGAGCUGGGCAUCGCGGCAGGAAUACCUCGAGGAUUUCCCUAGCAGGAACUUUGCAAUGUUAAGUACGACUGAAACGGCGGCUUCUGCCGCGCGAAAAAAAGGAAAAUCGUUCUCUAAAGUCGUCACGAAACCCAGCCAUGUCCGCCCCGAAUUUUCCCUGAUAGACUACCGCAUGGACGUUCAAGGCAGCAACCCUUUUGGCCCUCUCAGCGGUGGCUUCCUUCAGUUUCAGGGCAGGAUGUGCCGGUUUCCUUCAGAUGUCAAAAGAGAGGCCUUGCACAUUCGCAGUGACCGUCGUUCAUCUUACGGGAAGUUUUCAGGCGGGAUCGGGGUUUGCAUGCUCGACUGGGGCGUCGACGAGGCGUCAGUGCAGAGGCCGGAGACCAUGCGAUUAUUUCUGGUAUCAAGCUGUUGCUCGGCAACGUCAAAUUGGAGGAACUUGAAGUACCUCGCGGACUGCGACGAUGUAGACUUUGACGACUGGAUGCCGAGUGAUGCAGAGGUAGGCGGCACUUCGUUUCCCAACGGCUAUGAGAGCAUCGAGACGUGCCGAUACUGCGCGGAUCCGACGCACAAGCGGAAUGGCUGGGGUCUUGUUAUCCAUCCCACGGAAGAAUCUGGAUCGUAUGUGCGAGUCGGGAUGUUUGUCUUUUUUGCACACAAAGGGGGCAUGGAUCUCUUGGAGAAGGAGGCAGAGAAGAUUAUACUCGUGUAG